UAUGUACUAUGGGAUAGCAUUAUUGAUACACAAAACACCGCACACGGAAAAAAUAUUGUAUUCUUAACAUAUUUUCCUGUUUUAAUGAAAGGUUAACUUUUUUAGCCCCUAAAAAAUGUCUCUAGAUUUUGUAUCUGUAGCCGAUACAACUUAUCUGACAGACAAUUUUCUGCCAUCUGAAGACUGGGACAAUGAUCUUGGCAAGUUGGACAUUUUAGCAGACAGUAUUUCAGGCAGUGAACAUUUUCUGAGUGAUGGAUCAAAUUUUAGGAAUCCUCUUGGAGAAUUGGUUGACCCCCGUGUCGCAGAUUGGUUUGCUGAUGAACUUGGAGAUCCAUGGGAUCAUCUAAAUUCAGGAAACCCUGAUAUUAUUGAAAAUUUGGGUAUAAAAGCAGAGCCGCUGUCACCUUUGUCAACUUGCUCUGAAGACUCAGCGGACAGUGGCAAUCAUAGUAUUUCAAGUCCAACAAGUACAUCGCAGCUGGACCUACUAAAGAUUGAGACACCACCACUCAGCCCCCCUGUUGAUAACAAUACACCUCAACUUGUACCUGCAGUUAAUGGCAUCAAUGUUGUAAAUGAGGUCAUAGUUGGACAGAAUCAAGUCCGGCCGAAAAAUGGAAAGCGCAUCCUCCCAAGACCCCAGACUAUACGCCAAGUUAUAAUUCCCAAGACAGAUCCAAGCAUAGUGAAUACAUCUAAAGCAAAUACUAUAAAGAUCACCCCAGUGUCAGUUGUUGGUCCAAAACUUGUCCUCGCUCCAUCUAAUGGCGCUCCACUUAGCACUAGCUCCACUGUGGCCUGUACACAGCCUCCUCCAGCCAAACAAGCUAGGCUGAGUAAUAAUACCAAUGUUAAGAUGCCAGUGGUUAACCCAGUGGCAAGUGAGAAAUUUCCAACAUGUCCGCCAGAUGUAGAUAUUCGAUUGUGGAAGCGGCAACAAAGAAUGAUUAAAAAUAGAGAAUCAGCUUGUUUAUCAAGGAAAAAGAAAAAAGAGUAUUUAACAAAUCUUGAAGUUCAAAUUCAAGACAUCCAGGAUGAAAAUGAGCAACUCAAAUUGGAAAACAAAUCACUCAAAAAACAGUUGGAGGUGCUCAGACAGGAUUAUGACGCCUUGUCCAGGAUGCAGUCAAUAUUGCCCUCAACAACCAAGACUGCCACAUGUUUGUUAGCAGUUGUAUUUAUUAUUGGCUUCAACGUAGCUCCAUUGAGUGUAUUUAACAAAGGAGCAACAGUGCCGGAAUAUGUCAAAACAGUUUAUAGUGGUAGGAAUUUACUUUCAUUUAACGAGAACAAUGUCUCCAUAUACAAUAUAUCAAGUAGUAGCAGUAAUGGUGAAGAAAACAUAAUAAAAUUCAUAUCGAGAAAUCAAGUAAUGUUCACGGAUAAAGAACGGAACCAGCUUAUGGUGUUGAAUGAUAUGAGUGAUUAUCCCAUAUCCAAGGCUCAUCCAUCUUGCCCUUUCAAUUCAACGGAAGUCCUACGGUUGGCAGAUAAGCUAAAGGGUUGGGUGUUUGGUCAUGAGCAAGAGAAAAAAAAAAGUGCAAAGAAAAGUAAAAGAACCAAAUCUCUUAAAAGAAGAAAACGUGACAUGGCACGUAAAAUGACAUCUCAGAUGGAGAACACAGACGAACGUGGCCUUCAGCUGUACGAUAACCUGUUUGACAGACGCUACGCUAACCUACUGGAUGCGCUUGAUAGGAAAAAUGACACAUUUUAUGUUGUGUCCUUUAGAAGGGACCAUUUACUUCUACCAGCUCUUCAACACAAUAAUACCGGAAGGCCUAAGAUAUCUGUAUUGAUGCCAGCUUUAAGAGUUAAUGACUCCACAGUGGGCAGUCACAAUGCUGACUAUAUGUCCAUGAUGCAAAUAGACUGCGAAGUGAUGGAUACACAUGUCAUACAAGUUAGAAAUGCUGCAGCGCCCUCUACAGUCAAAGAUCACUUUACCGUAGAAAAUGAACCACUCAAGUUCCAUCCAAGAAACAUCACUAUACCAUGAUUUAGUAUUGUGGAAUGCCGAAAAAGAAAUGUGCCUUAUUUUCAUUGGUUGAAGUCAAUGCUAUGAAGCUCAUACCCUAAUGCGAUUCAUUGUUGCCGAUUACAAGUGUAAACAUGUUCAGGCCACAGUAAAUUAAAUUCACAACAUCUGUGAUAAUAUAUAAUUUGAAAAUAUGGAUCAAAUGUAUGUCAGGAAAAUAUUACUUAGAAUGAAAAGGAAAGAAGAGUGAAAAGUGUUGAAAUAUUUUGUAUGUAGCUGAUGUAUUGACAACACUAGGGGUGGGUGGUUGAUCAUUUUCUAGCUGUUUAUACAAGUUCAGUACUUCAACAAUUUUUAGAAUGGGACAUCACAUACUGUAUGUGGAAAUAUAUGAGUUGAAUAUAUAUAGAAAAAAGUAUGUCGGAAUUUGUUAAAUAUUACUUAGAAAGAAAAGAAUGAAUAGUGUUACAUGUAUAUGUAGCAAAUAUAUAGACAGUAAUUGUUUAACUACGUCUUCACACAGGCUAAGGUUAGAUUUUAUUGAAAAAUAUAAGUAAAUGACAUAACUGAAAGUUAAUCCAAAUUUAGAUUCUAUUUUCUAAAAAUUAACACUGCCAAAAUGGAAACAAGAAAGUCUGUUAACAUGUUGGCUGCCAGUGACUAGUAUACUCGCCCACAGGGUGUUGCUGAGGGCGCCAGGGACGAGUUUACUCGUCAAAAUCGGGGUAACAUUCUAGCAUUUAUAACUUCUUUGUUAUACAUUGUAGAACCACAGAUUCAACGGCUGGUAGUUCGAGGAAGAUACACCUACACAAUAAUGUACAAUGGACAUAAUAUGUGUGUUCUGUUGUGUUAUGUUGCCAGUAGUACACUUGAACGGCAUGACUGCGGGCGCACUUUAAACAUAUACCAACCCAUGCAAAAAGCGCACAAGAUAACUCGCACUUGGCAUAGUAAAUAAAGCGUGCUAUCACAGUGCUGUGGACGAGUUUACUAGCACCCUAAUAUUUUCCCGCCAAUUUAUUAGACACAUCAUUUUGAUAAUACAGUAUAUGACUAGAUAAAAUUUCAAAAAAGUAUGUUUGUACGUGUAAACUUGUUUUGGCACAUGGGAAGAAACCUUAAAAAAGGUCUGGUAGUCAACAUGUUAAAACCCAAGCUGAUGAGAGGAUUGGUAUGUUUCAUACCUUUAUACUAAAAACUUUAUGCUGCCAUAUUAAUAUACAUUAUUUAACAUUAAACAAAGGCAUACUUCCCUGUGAAUGAUUUUCUAUACUUCUAUUUCGCACUAUGUACAAAAAAAAAUGGUGGUAACUGAAUUGAAAAUCUAUAAACCUAUUAUGAAUCCGUUAAAUAAGAUAGAUAUGAUUAUUAGGUUUCAUUAGUUACAGC
Anneissia japonica is the source of this 3373-nucleotide messenger RNA. Its product is annotated as cyclic AMP-dependent transcription factor ATF-6 alpha-like. The record is from RefSeq and is a predicted model, not a curated record. NCBI's taxonomy places the organism in Eukaryota, Metazoa, Echinodermata, Crinoidea, Comatulida, Comatulidae. The transcript is spliced from 14 exons. Gene Ontology annotation, molecular function: DNA-binding transcription factor activity, RNA polymerase II-specific; RNA polymerase II cis-regulatory region sequence-specific DNA binding. Gene Ontology annotation, biological process: endoplasmic reticulum unfolded protein response; regulation of transcription by RNA polymerase II. Bases 116 to 2002 code for a protein of 628 amino acids. Gene Ontology annotation, cellular component: nucleus.